This is a messenger RNA of Coregonus clupeaformis (lake whitefish), 2855 nucleotides long. RefSeq names its product DAP3-binding cell death enhancer 1-like. The record is from RefSeq and is a predicted model, not a curated record. The transcript is spliced from 11 exons. NCBI's taxonomy places the organism in Eukaryota, Metazoa, Chordata, Actinopteri, Salmoniformes, Salmonidae. The coding region runs from base 212 to 1768 and encodes 518 amino acids. Gene Ontology annotation, molecular function: protein binding.
CGCAGUUUUGCUAUUUCCGGGUGACGUUGCUUACUCGAGCUUGCCUCCUUCCAAAAUAACCAGUGACCGUUCCAUGCUUUAUUUUUGUAUCUAGACUAGAGCUACUGUACUCAUGGGGCGAGAAUACUCACCCAGUGAGUUUUUAAAGACACUCAUUUAAGGCAAAUAUGGAGAAAUAUUCAUCUUGAAACUAACUUCAGGACAACGAAACAUGUGGAGAGUACAAGGGUUUGUUGGAAGAGUUUUGAGCCGGUGCCAUGGCAACGCCCCCCUGCGCCAGUCUCAGAAUCACCACGUGGAGGAUGAGGUCAUCAACACCUCCACCCUCCUCUCCACUGGCUGUCACUCCCCUGACAGCAGCUCUCAGAAAGGGGAGGAUGGAGACAAGAGGAGGAAGAAGAGGACCUCUCAGUUCUGCUACGCUGGGCUCCCCCGCUACACUGCCUUGGAUGCAGUUGGCUGGGGGGAAGCUGCGGUGCUGUUGAUGCAGAUCUGUAGGAGGGUCCACUCUCAGUUUUCUGGGAGUGAACCCAACCCCAACCAGAACCCCAACACAGGACGCCUGGCCAUACAGGGAACCCUGCAGAAGUUUGGCAACCGUUUCCUACUGGAGAGACUGUCUCGCCAUUACGUGCUGCCCAGAGGGAGGAGUGUGCACUGUCUGCCCCAGAGCCAGCAGCCCCAGAGCCAGCAGCCCCAGAGCCAGCAGCCCCAGAGCCAGCAGGCCCAGAGCCAGCAGCCCCAGAGCCAGCAGGCCCAGGAGCACAGCAGGCCCAGGAGCAGCUACAGCAGCCCUGACCAGUUUCAUGAAGACCAUCUGACUGCUGGAACGGAGGAGUCAUCAUUUUCAGAGUCCUCCCUCCCUGAAGACAACCACAGAACCAGAGACGGGGAACAGCCUGGGCAGCAGAAUGACCAGGACGCCCUGGCGGGGGCAGCCCAGAACCUCCAACAGGUAGCCGACUCCAGUGGUCCUGUAGUCCUCAACAUCAUCGGUCUGGAGAGUGCUCAGACUGGGGACUAUGAGGCAGCCUUCUCCUGUUUCCUGGCCUCCGCCAGACGGGGCUACUGCAAGGCCCAGUUCAACACUGGAGUCUGCUAUGAGAAAGGCAGGGGUGUAUGCAAAGACAAGGAGAAGGCUCUUGACUUCUACAGCCAGGCAGCGACAGGGGGUCACAGUCAGGCUCAGUACCGCUGUGCCAAACUCCUCCUGAACAGCAGAGGGCAGCAGAGCACACAGCAAGACCUGGACACAGCCAUCAGCCUACUGCAACAGGCUGCCUCAGCUGGACUGAGAGAGGCCCAAGUGUACCUGGGGUCUCUGUUCUCACAGGAGCCAGUCAGAGAUGGCCGUAAGUCAGUGCACUACCUGAAGAUGGCAGCAGAGAGCGGAGACAGUGAGGCCCUGCUGUUCCUGGGCCAGUGUUAUGAGACUGGGUUCGGGGUGUCCCGGUGCUUCAGAACAGCAGUAGGGUUCUAUCAGAGGGCAGCCCAGGCAGGAAACAGCCAGGCCAAGACCUUACUGGCGCCGCCCUUUGGACUGGAGGAAGAUGCCGUCCUGCGCUCUAUCCGUUCUUCCCAAUGUUUCUCUGUAGCUGACCAUCUGCGUAGACCUCUCUCUACCCUCACCUCCCCUGUCCCUCCCUCCAGUCGCCCCACCCUCCCCCACUCCUGGAGCACAGGGAGCAUGGGCCCCCCACCCAUGCUGUCCUCCCUCACCCCCAGCUCUCAGAGGAACGCCGUGAGGUGGACUAUAGGAGUGGGAUAGUUGGCGCCACAAUCAUGACUCAUGAAUAAUAUAAUGAUAAUAUAUGCCUUUUAGCAGUCACUUUUAUCCAAAGCCACUUAGUCAUGUGUGCAUACAUUUUACAUACAGGUGGUCCCGGGAAUUGAACCCACUAUCCUUGCGUUGUAAGCACCAUGCUCUACCAACUGAGCUACAGAGGACCAAUGUGGUUAUCUAUUGCAUAAGAGUGAAGAGGGAUUGCAUGGUCACAUGUUUAAACACUGGGUUACUGUCCCUCUUUCAGCACUUCUAACUAGAUUUGUAUGUAUGUGUGUAUAUUUGAGCACAGGUCAAUUUUUUGAGGAAGUAUGGGAGAUAGAAAUAUGUCUGAAAGGCAGGCAUGUCAAAGGUUUUGUAUGGCUUUAACUGUUAGCUUGAUGCAGUCUGGGAUCUUAAGCACUUACAAAUUCUUAACAUAUUGUACGAAUUGCAAAAAAAUGUUUGCAGGACGUAACAUAUCAUGCGAAAUGGUUGACGUUACACAAUUUUCAGGGACCCAUUUUGGCUCGUGAGCGCUACUUUAAAAACUACUGGCUGAAAUUCUGCAAAAGCUCUGGUGCAUGACUUUAAUAACUUUAGUAUUGUUCCUACAAAAUGUUCUCAUGGCACAAUCUUGGCCAGUUUUUGUACAACAAACUGCCCUAUGGGUAGAAAGAUGGUAUUGCGAUAUAAUAUGUGCCUUACUAAGUCAUUGUAAGUACAGGAUCUCUGGUAUUUACUUGAUCCUCUUGAUGUGAGUAUGUUUCAUCUUAACUUCAUUAGUUUGCUAUUUCAGUUAUGUCUUUGUAUGUGUGAGCUGUUCUUGUCUACCCAUGGCAUCCAGUGAGGUUAAAGAAUGUCAAUGGAAAAAACGCAAGUACCUUUAUUUUUGUUUAUCAUGAACUAUCGACAAAGUCGUCAUUAUUAUCAGAGCUGAACUAUCCAACCCUGUCCAAUGAUGCAUAAAAGCAAGCGAUACAUAACAUCUUUACAAUAGGUAUCUUUACCCAUGUGGUGGUGCAUUCGGAAACUAUUCAGACCCCUUGACUUUUUUCACAUUUUGUUACGUUACAGCCUUAAUCAAAAAAUG